Schistosoma haematobium is the source of this 2021-nucleotide messenger RNA. It is a transcript of the gene GLOD4, whose product is annotated as Glyoxalase domain-containing protein 4. The transcript has 9 exons. The coding region runs from base 235 to 1119 and encodes 294 amino acids. Lineage: Eukaryota; Metazoa; Platyhelminthes; Trematoda; Strigeidida; Schistosomatidae. The record is from RefSeq and is a predicted model, not a curated record.
AAUUUUCAUAAGUAAUUAAGGUUAAGGGACCAAUAUAGAUCCAUCAACCUACUGUCCUCAUACGUGAGGAUUGAUAACUUGGGUUCUUGUCCGAGCUAUUGCUGAUUGAAUGUUUGAAGGUACUUUUCAGCGUCACUCAAGGACAACAGUCUGCGCGGAAAGUGGUUACUGCUUGUGAGUGGAUUUCAAUUCAAGGAAUUAGAUAUUUUGAUCAACUUUAAAUUGUCACCUCCUAUGAACCAUACAAGGGCUUUACACUUUGUUUUCAAAGUGGCCAAUCGUAAUGAAACAAUUGAUUUUUACAAACGGAUUCUUGGAAUGAAGGUGUUACGACAUGAAGAAUUUACUGAAGGUUGUAAAGCUUCAUGUAACGGACCAUAUGAUGGAAAGUGGAGCAAAACCAUGAUAGGUUAUGGACCUGAGGAUAAUCAUUUUGUUGUUGAGUUGACUUAUAAUUAUGGGAUUGGUGCUUAUCAACUUGGCAAUGAUUUCCAGUAUAUUCGUAUUCAUAAUAAGGAUGCAUAUUCAAGAAUUAUCGGUGGAUCAUGGCCUAUCACAUUGAAAGAGUCGAAUUCAGUAAAAGUGGAAGCUCCUGGUGGAUAUGCAUUUUGGGUGCAUAACAGUGAUAGUAACGGGGAUCCAGUCCAAAUGGUGGCUUUGUCUACUUCAAAUCUCAAACGAUCCAUUGAUUAUUGGUCUCAUAAACUUAGUAUGACACUUGUGUCAUCUAGCUCAGAUGAAGCGGUGUUUUGUUAUUCACCAAAUCAGUGUAGUUUAAAACUAAUUUCCAUUCAAAAGCCCAUUGAUCAUGCCAGCGCAUUUGGUCGUAUAGCUUUUGCAUGCCCAACUAGUCAAUUACCAAUCUUACAACAAACAAUGGAUUCACAAAAUGAAACGAUUCUUACUCGUCUAGUCAGCUUGGAUACGCCAGGAAAAGCUACUGUACAAGUGAUUAUUUUAGCUGAUCCAGACGGUCAUGAAAUCUGUUUUGUUGGAGAUGAAGCUUUUAGACAGUUGUCACAAGUGGAUUCACAAGCGGAUAAUCUACUACAAUCAGCUAUAGCCUCAGAUAAAAGUGAUGAAUGGUUCAAUAAACAUGGUGGCAAGACAACGAAAUAAAAGGAUUGCUUUCAACUCAUUGAAUCUUGUGUUGUUUACGAUCUUAGCCUCUAUUUAAAGUCAGCUGUACAAUAUGGUGGUCAAAUGGAAUGGGUUUAGCUUUGGUCAGAAGAUACAAUAUGGUAGUCAAAUAAAAUGGAUGUGACUUUGAUCAGAGGACACAAUUUCAUAAUAAACGAUGAUGAAAUCAUCUGACAGAAUUUGUUUUAUUGAAAUCAAAUUCAAAUGUCAAAGUGUAAAUUUUGACAUCCAAUCCAUACAAUCUGUGCUACUUUGAUUUGAACGAAUCGAAUAAAAUCAGUGCCUCAUUGACCGCUAAUUAAUUGACUAUUCCAGAUAACAAACGGUUAGUUUAUGAACAUGUGAGCAAGCAUUUUAAAUUACAAGUUAACCAUUCAUUUAGUUUGAAGUAUUGUAAAUCAUAUCCAAAUGAUGGUUCAUCAAUACGAGUGAGGAAUUUCAACAAACGUUGGAUAAAUAUCAGCUCAUUGUUAACAAUAUGUAGAAGAAUAUUGAAAAUGGAUGAGUUCGUCUACCAUACUAUGAUUGGUUAAAAACGAGCAUAAAAUUUGAUCUUUUCAAUGGUUACUUUGAAUUAUCAAAUUAGAAAGAAACGGCUAUACACUUCGAAAGUCUAUAUAGAAACGUGACAAUUUCCAUUAAAAUUUAAUUUUUCUACUUUAAGCAAGAACACGAGGUGAGUGUAAAGCUGCACACACACGAACAAAAUGCGUGUAUCAUACAAAUUGAAUUUUUUUCUUCAAUGAGAUAAUGUUGUUUUUUCUUUAUCUGGAAGAUUUUCGAUACACUAUUUUAUUUCUUUCAUCAAUAACACUUUGUUUGAUCAUCGUUGUGCUUUACAAAUUCUUCCAAUGUUAAGACAUUUGUAAUGUGAUUUUUGA